AUGUCCAGCAUCAACUCCGAGAACGCUUCCACUCUGGAGAGCGCUAUGCAGCUGAUGAUUCAGACUUUCCACAAGUACUCUGGUAACGAGGGAGACAAGUACACACUCAGCCGAGCAGAACUCAAAGAGAUGCUCACCCAGGAACUGGGCAGCUAUCUUGGGAACGCGCAGGAUCAAGACGCCGUGGAUAAAGUGAUGGGAGAUCUGGAUUCGAAUAACGACGGCGAGGUUGACUUCACCGAGUUCAUCAUUCUCGUGGGUGCCUUGACUGUAGCCUGCAAUGACUUCUUCCUGGAGUAUCACAAGGACGGGACCAAGAAGAACACAAAGAAAGAGUAG
Messenger RNA from Chanos chanos (milkfish), 339 nucleotides. It is a transcript of the gene s100t, whose product is annotated as S100 calcium binding protein T. The coding region runs from base 1 to 339 and encodes 112 amino acids. Gene Ontology annotation, cellular component: cytoplasm. Gene Ontology annotation, molecular function: calcium-dependent protein binding; calcium ion binding; transition metal ion binding. Lineage: Eukaryota; Metazoa; Chordata; Actinopteri; Gonorynchiformes; Chanidae. The transcript is spliced from 2 exons. The record is from RefSeq and is a predicted model, not a curated record.